Messenger RNA from Apis mellifera (honey bee), 6643 nucleotides. RefSeq names its product serine/threonine-protein kinase Genghis Khan (gene gek). Gene Ontology annotation, cellular component: cytoplasm; cytoskeleton. Bases 886 to 6375 code for a protein of 1829 amino acids. Gene Ontology annotation, molecular function: ATP binding; protein serine/threonine kinase activity. The transcript is spliced from 27 exons. Gene Ontology annotation, biological process: peptidyl-threonine phosphorylation; actomyosin structure organization. The record is from RefSeq and is a predicted model, not a curated record. Lineage: Eukaryota; Metazoa; Arthropoda; Insecta; Hymenoptera; Apidae.
AUUUUUUUCUAUAUGAGGCCUACUAGGGGGUCAACCAAAUUGUUGGGGGUUUGGAGGUGGCCAUGCAAGAUGUUUUGUGAUAAACGAAUGGUGCGCAUAAUAAACAAUUAAACCAAUAUUAUAGCGUGACGCGUCGUUUCAGCAGAUAUGUUUGAAUCAUUUGAGCAAAUAGUUCGAAUCGACAAAGAAAAAGCCUUUCACUCAAAACAUCUUUCUCACAUGCGAUAGGAAUUUUACGUCACAAAUUUGAUCGGAAUGAGAGUGUAGUGCCGCGACGAGGUUAUACUAGAAAUUGGGACAAUGGGCUUAAAUAUUUAUGUACGUUUCAUUUUAUAAUUAUUUCAUUAAAUAAGUACUGUAUAGUUCUACUAUACAAUACCGAUUUCUUCUACAAUAGUUGUCUUGGUGAUUUUGUUGAACUCGUUAAUCGCGAAUGCGGUGCCCUACCCCAUUGCACUAUUUUUGUCUGUACGUUUUAUUUACACGUAUUUCUCUUGUUGCGUGUUUUCUUCGCCAAAUAUUUUGGCUAUCUUUAUAGCAGUUACGUAAUUUCCGAUGUGAGUAAUUCCGGCACCAUGGCCGAUGAUGAAUUAAAUGAAACUCGAUUGUUUUACACAUAGUGGUGUGUGGACAUAUAUACCAUGCUAAGUUAAAGGGAAUUGAUUUUUGACAUUCUUUGCAUAAGGAUAAAAGAAGCUCAAAGCGUACUGAUCAUGUACCGAUAACAUAAUCGGAAAAUGAUUGCUGUAUGGUUGUAAACAAAAUUAAUAUUUAAACAGUGAAAGUGAAUCUAUUUAGAUAUGUCUAGUGGAAAUUAUCUUUUUAAGGAUAGACAUCACAUCAUAAUGUGGUGGUUUGAGAUAUUAUUGAAUAAUAUUAUUAAAAAUGACAGAAGUAGUGUCCAAAAAUUUUGGUAAAGAACAACUUAUGCGAAAAAGAGACAUGUCAGAUUCGUCGCAGCAUCAAUAUAAUCAACCUCCUCCUGAUAUUAUGCCAAAGGGACUUGCAAUCAAUGGCAUAGGAGGAAGGUUACGCCAAUUAGAAUCUCUUUUUAUUGGUGGUCCUGUUCAAGGAGAAGGAAGAAUAGGACACACAUUUUCUAUUGAGACACUUAUUGAUAUUUUACUUGUCUUAUAUGAUGAAUGUUGUAAUUCUUCCUUAAGGCGUGAAAAGACUGUCUCAGAUUUUAUUGAAUUUGUAAAACCAGUGGCUACUUGCAUAAAGAGUUUGCAAUUGGCACGAGAAGAUUUUGAAAUAGUAAAAGUUAUUGGUAGAGGUGCAUUUGGUGAAGUAUGUGUUGUGAGAAUGCGUGGUUCAGAUAAAGUAUUUGCAAUGAAAAUUUUGAAUAAAUGGGAAAUGUUAAAGCGUGCAGAAACUGCAUACUUUAGAGAAGAGAGAGAUGUAUUGGUGUAUGGUGAUCGUAGAUGGAUCACAAAUCUUCAUUAUGCCUUUCAAGAUGACAAUAAUUUGUACUUGGUCAUGGAUUAUUACUGUGGUGGAGAUUUAUUAACACUGUUGAGCAAAUUUGAAGAUCGCCUUCCUGAAGAUAUGGCACGUUUUUAUAUAGCUGAAAUGGUUCUGGCUAUUGGGUCCAUACAUGAUUUACGUUAUGUACACCGUGAUAUUAAACCUGAUAAUGUUUUAUUAGAUGCAAAUGGUCAUAUUAGAUUAGCAGAUUUUGGAUCUUGUUUACGAUUAUUUGAAGAUGGCACUGCACAAAGUAAUGUUGCUGUUGGUACACCAGAUUAUAUUUCCCCAGAAAUCUUAAGGGCAAUGGAAGAUGGACAAGGACAAUAUGGACCUGAAUGUGAUUGGUGGUCUUUAGGAGUAUGUAUGUAUGAAAUGUUAUAUGGAGAAACACCUUUCUAUGCAGAAUCUCUAGUCGAAACUUAUGGAAAAAUUAUGAACCAUAAGAAUUGCUUUGACUUUCCAGCAGAUGAUAUAUAUGAAGUUUCUGAAGAAGCUAAAGAUUUAAUGAGAAAAUUAAUAUGUAGUUCAGAAUUUAGAUUAGGUCAAAAUGGAAUUGACGAUUUUAAGAAACAUCCAUGGUUUGAAGGAGUAAAUUGGGAUACUCUUAGAGACAGUACUGCACCUUAUAUUCCUGAAGUUUCUUCACCAACUGAUACAUCAAAUUUUGAUGUUGAUGAUACAGAUGUCCGUAGUUCUGAUGCUGUUCCACCAGCAGCAAAUUCUGCGUUUUCUGCAUUACAUUUACCAUUCGUUGGUUUUACUUUUACUCAAGGAAGUUGCAUAUCAGAUCUUGGUUGUUUAUCUGCUAUAACUCAAAAGGAUAAACGUAUGCAGAUGCUGGAGGAAGAAAAUGCACAACUAAUACAAACACUUGAUGAUUUAAAAAAACAAAUUAAUAUGAAUCAUUCUUCUCCUGGUAUAUCACCUGAUUCUAAUAAUGCAACAAGAAAACUUCAGGAUGAAAUAAAUACACUUACUAAACGCAACUGUGAAUUGGAAUCACAAUUAAAAUCUAUGGAAAUUCCCCGUGAAUUACGUAAUUUAGAUAACGGUGAUAUAACAAAAUUACGAGAAUUAGAAAAAUUAGUACGUUCUCUUCGAUUAGAAAAAGAAGAAGCUAUUAAAGAUAAAUUAGAUGCACAAGAAAAGCUUAAACUUCAAGAUAAAGAAUUAAAAGAUGCAUUAACACAACGUAAAUUAGCAAUGGCUGAAUAUACUGAAGUUACAGAUAAAUUAUCCGAAUUAAGACAACAAAAACAAAAAUUAUCUAGACAAGUUAGAGAUAAAGAAGAAGAAUUGGAAGUUGUAAUGCAAAAAGUUGAUAGUUUGCGACAUGAUAUUAGAAAAGCUGAAAAGUUACGAAGAGAAUUAGAAAAUCGAGUUGAAGAGGCUAUGGCUGAAACAAGUAAAGAAAGAAAAUUAAGAGAACGUAGUGAAGAAUAUUGUAAGCAAAUGCAAGAAGAAACAGAAAAAAUUAGACAAAGAUCUAUAGGAAAUGAUGCAGGUGCAAAUCAUGCAUUAGCAACGCAAGAGAUUAAUAGGUUAAAAGCAGAAGUUGAGAAACUUGAAGUUCAAUACAAUGAAAAUUUAAAUCAACAGCAAAGUAGGUUCAAUCUUGAAAUUCGUAGUCUUCAAGAACAAUUACAUGAAACUGAAACAAGGAGAGAUUUGCUGGAAAGAGAAGUUCAAUUAACGAAAGAAAAACUAGAUACUGCAAGAUUAGAAAAUAUUACUGAUAGCGAGGAAACUAUAAACGAGUUAAAUAGACGUCAUGAAAGAGAAAAAAUUAUGCUAGUCGAAGAAAAUAAAAAACUUAUGUUAGAACUUAACACUCUUACUGAUAGUGUUAACAGAAUACAAGGUGAAAGACGACAAUUAGAAGAAGAAUAUGAAGAACUAAGAAAUAAAAAGGAAGCUAUUGCACAAUGGGAAGCUCAGAUUACUGAAAUUAUUCAAUGGGUAUCUGAUGAAAAAGAUGCUAGAGGAUACUUGCAGGCAUUAGCUACGAAAAUGACUGAAGAAUUAGAAUUUCUAAAACAUUCUGGUGGUGUGGGUGGUGUAGGAAGUGGAUCUACAAUGGCGGAUAAGAAUUGGCGAAAUCGUAGAUCACAGAAACUUGAUAAAAUGGAACUUUUAAAUUUACAAAGUUCUUUACAAAGCGAAAUACAAGCUAAACAAGCAAUAUCUGAAGAACUUACAAAAACGCGUUCAGAUUUAAUUGCUGCUCAAAAGGAAUUAAGAGAUUUUAGACAACGAUUCGAUACACUCACACAUGAAAUAAAACGUAAAGAAAUGCAAAUAAAAGAAUUACAAGCGAGGCUUGACACAGGCGAUGGCUCUGUCCUAUCCAGCAAAACGUCAAGAAAAUCUCCAAACAUCGUUAGCACCAAAUCCCAACGCAUCAUCGUACAUCAGCCAUCGUCACCCCUACCAGUAAUGCGUGCUCCCCGCGUCACGACAUGUCGCUUAUUAACUAGAUUCGUUCCCGUCAACACAUUCAUCAGUCAGAAUGCCGUCGACAUCAUAUCGCCACCCGUUUUAGAACGUCCUACAUCUCAAAUGUCAUAUUUGGAACAUUUUUUGAAAGAAACCGCAAGCAGUACACGUCAUGGAAGUGCAGAUAGUGUGGAAGGUGAUAUUGAGGAUAAUCGUGCACCAAGUAUUUCCAGUAGUAAAAGCAAUUUAUCUGAACUUAGUAUUGAUCCAACAUCACCAUUAUCCCAUGAGCUUCUCAAUAAAUCAUCAACAUCUCAUGGACAAACCAAUCUUCAACCAAAACCAAAAUCUCAUCAAUUUUUAGUAAGAACAUUUUCAACACCUACAAAAUGUAACCAUUGUACUUCACUGAUGGUAGGUUUAACUAGACAAGGAGUAGUAUGUGAAGUAUGUGGUUUUGCAUGUCAUAUGCCUUGUUGUGAUAAAGUUCCACCAAUGUGCCCAGUACCACAUGAUCAAACAAAACGACCAUUAGGUAUUGAUCCUACACGAGGAAUAGGUACGGCAUACGAAGGAUAUGUUAAAGUGCCAAAAAUGGGUGGAGUAAAAAAGGGUUGGGUUCGUCAAUUCGUGGUGGUUUGCGAUUUUAAAUUAUUUCUUUAUGAUAUUUCACCAGAUCGUAAUGCAUUACCAUCUGUUUACGUGUCUCAAGUUUUGGAUAUGCGUGAUGAAGAAUUUAGCGUUAGUUCUGUUCGAGAUUCAGAUGUCAUACAUGCUACAAAAAAAGAUAUUCCAUGCAUAUUUAGGAUAACAACAUCUCUGCUAGAACCACCUGGUUUAAGAAAUCAUACGUUAAUGCUUGCAGACACUGAAAGUGAAAAAACAAAAUGGGUAGUUGCUUUAAGUGAAUUGCAUAGAAUACUAAAGAAAAAUAAUCUUCCUAAUACAACGAUUUUUAGAGCAAAAGAAUUAUUAGAUAAUACAUUGGCGCUCAUUAAAAAUGUGAUGUCAGGAGCUAUUAUUGAUCCAGAUCGUCUAGUCAUUGGUACAGAAGAAGGUCUCUUCUGUUUAGAUUUAGAUCGUAGCGAAAUUGCAAGAGUAGGGGAAGGCAAGAAAAUAUAUUUACUGGAAUAUGUAACAGAAGAACAAUUAAUAGUAGUUUUAAGUGGAAAACAACGUCAUGUACGGCUGGUUCCAGUACGUGCAUUAGAUGGAGAUGAAGUUGAAUGGAUUAAAGUUGCAGAAACUAAAGGAUGCAUAACUUUAACGACAGGCAUAGUCCGUCGAAGUCCAUUAACUUAUUGUUUGUGUGUUGCCAUAAAGAAACAGAAUACAUCACAAAUCAUUAUUUAUGAAAUUACACGUACGAAAACACGUCAUAAACGUAUACGUGAAUUGAUGUUAUCAUGUCACGCACAAACUUUACAAAUUCUUUCUGAAGGUCGUUUCUGUGUUGGGUAUCCUUCUGGAUUUUCUAUCUACAGCAUCUUAGGAGACCAUCAUCCUAUUUCAUUGGUCCAUUCUGAGAAUACUCUCUUAGGUUUUCUUACAUAUAGUGCUGUGGAUGCUUUACGUUGUAUUGAAUUGCCACGUGGUGAAUUUUUAUUAGUCUUCCAUACAUUGGCAGUUUAUGUUGACAGCCAAGGUAGAAAAAGUAGAGAUCGUGAAAUUAUGUAUCCCGCUGUUCCUACAGCAGUUAGUUAUUGUGAAGGCUAUUUAUUAGUAUACAGUGAGACUCACAUUGAUGUGUUUGAUUGUACAACUGGAGACUGGUUGCAAACACUUAAUGUAAAACGAGCACGACCACUAAAUACUUCAGGUUCUCUAACUUCUUGUAUCAUUAAUGAUAUGCCACAUGUUAUUUUUUUGAGUAAUUUACAUCAACGAGAACUACUUAAUUUAACGCCAUUAGAUCCAAGUGGUAGACAAAUGACAAAACCGCGAAGAAGAUUUUCAUUAAGAGAAGGAAAUAGGGCUAUUCGUCCCACUGAUAGACGUUCUAAAAUGAUAUCCGCUCCGACGAAUUUUAAUCAUAUUAGUCAUAUGGGUCCAGGUAAUGGAAUACAGACUUGCCUACUACACUCGAAACAGCUGAUCAACAACAUACCGGUCAUCACAGUAGUUCUCAUCUUCAUAGUAGCCAACAAAGAUUAUACAGUCCUGCAAUUCAAACAUCAAGUAAACCAGCACCAUUGCCUCCUAGGCACCCACCUUCUGAUACUCGACGUCUUAGUUCUCAUAUAUCUAGAAAUUCUGGAUAUUCGCCACAUAAUGGUUCAACAUCAUCACGUAGAGGACCGGCACCUCCAAGACCAACUGCUACUCCACCUUCAUUACCACGUACUCCUGUGGACCAAGUUGAUUCGGAAUCUGUGCAUCUACGAUCGCAUACUCCACUUUCUCUUGGUAGCAUUGCAUCUUUACAUGAUAAGGAACACACUUCUGGUGGAAGUCCUAGACAUUCAAUAGCUUCAAAUAACAGUUCAAAUCCAUCGACACCUCCAAGUCCUGCUCAUGAUCAUGGUUCAUCUUCAUAUGAUUCAUAAAAAUUAAUUUAAUAUUUUUCUCAACAUUAAUAACUUACUGUAAUCAUAUACAUUAUUUGAACAAUAAGAUUACAGUAUCUAUGAUAACAUUUUUACACAGAAUGAUAUUCGUGUUUGAUUUUUAGCUAGAAAGUUAUCGCAUUUCUUUUCUUUUUUUUAUUCUGUGCAAUAAAUUUUCUUAACUUUGUGCA